Messenger RNA from Podospora anserina S mat+, 660 nucleotides. RefSeq lists its product as uncharacterized. Bases 1 to 660 code for a protein of 219 amino acids. Lineage: Eukaryota; Fungi; Ascomycota; Sordariomycetes; Sordariales; Podosporaceae. The record is from RefSeq and is a predicted model, not a curated record. The transcript has 2 exons.
AUGCGAACCUAUGAUACCAUCAUGCUUCUCAUCGUUUUUGGAAGAUGUAUAAAGCAGACGGAUUGUGGUUUUGGAUUGAUUAAUUCUUGGUCUCAGCAGCAGCAUCAUCUUCUCAGUCUUGCAAUCACCUACCCUCUACCAGUCAUCAUGAAGUUCACCACCGGUCUUGCUCUUCUGAGCGCUCUUGCCACCUCCACGGCUCAGAUCCUCGUCCCUCCAGGACCCGUCAAGGGCCCCAAUACUUUUGUCUUCAAGCAGAUUGGCGGCAUCCCCAACAAUGAGUGCUUGACCUUCACCAACAGCGGCGAGAUCGUCCAAGCCGCCUGUGCCUGGACACACGCCGACAGACAAGUCACCCCCGGCAAGAUCUUGGGGACCGACGUCCUCAUUGUCCAGCGGGGCUUUGCUGCCCCCUUUCGUGGUGACCUUGUCGGCAAGACAGCCUGCGUUGCCUUCAACGAGACCACCUUCCGCGCCGAGGACUGCUCGAGGAACGACCUGCUGUUUGUCAGAUUCGAUGUUGGCAACGGCCGGAUUCAGGCCAAUGGCGCGCCCGUUUGCUUGAGCGGGUAUGAUAGCAAGGCUUUCGUCAAAAUUGAUAUCGGCCUCCAGAGGUGCUCGCAGUUCACCGUCACUGCUGUUGCGCCUACCAGGCCAUAA